UCUGUGUGUCCGUGUCAGUGUGUGUGUGUGUGUGUGUGUGUGUGCGUGCGUGCGCGCUCGGUCAGUGCCGCAGACCCCUGCAUGGAGCCGGCUGUGGAUAUCGCGGCCCCGGCCGCUAUCACUAACCUGUCCCCCAGGAAGAAGCCGCGGACGCCAAGUCCGGAAUAUGCCACAACCAUCGCAGUCUCGUCACGGGCUCUAUUUAACAUGGAGGAGGAGACAAAGAUCUUCGAUAAGGACGGGGUGGAAGCUUAUGUCCGACAUCAAAUGAAACAUGAGAAUGAGCCUUUUGGACCGGGUGCUGCUUUCCCCUUCGUACAGGCUAUAGAGGCCGUGAACGAGCAGCUCCGGGACCUGUACCCAGCCAGUGACGAGCUCUUUGAUAUCGUUCUGGUGACCAACAACCACGCGCAAGUUGGGGUGCGGCUUAUCAACAGUAUCAACCAUUACGGUCUGUCUAUCGAACGAUUCUGCAUGACGGGUGGGAAGAGCCCAAUCGAGUAUCUCAAAGCAUAUCACACCAAUCUUUAUCUCUCAGCGGAUUCUGAAAAAGUGCAAGAAGCCAUUGAGCAAGAGAGCGGCGGGAGCUGGACGCAAGUGAGGUCGGAGCAGAGAUGCAGUCAGGAAGGUAUUGCUGCUGCAACAAUCUUCAGUCCUAACAAAGAUGUCAGUGUCUCUGAGAGGCAGCUGAGGGUGGCUUUUGAUGGAGAUGCUGUGCUUUUCUCGGACGAAUCUGAGCAGAUUGUCAAAGAACAUGGAUUAGAUAAAUUCUUCGAGCAUGAGCAGACGAAUGAGAACAAACCAUUGGCUAUGGGGCCUCUGAAAGGAUUUUUGGAAUCACUGGGAAAGUUGCAGAAGAAAUUUUACGCCAAAGGUCAGCGUUUGAAGUGCCCAAUCAGGACCUACUUGGUCACAGCUCGGAGUGCUGCCAGCUCAGGGGCUCGUGCUCUGAAGACCCUGCGGAGCUGGGGUUUAGAGACGGAUGAAGCUCUGUUCCUGGCUGGUGCUCCAAAGGGGCCACUCCUGCAGAAAAUCCGACCUCACAUUUUCUUUGACGAUCAAAUGUUUCAUGUGGAAGGUGCGAAGGAGCUGGGCACCAUUGCAGCCCAUGUUCCUUAUGGAGCUAGUCAGAGAUACAAGGUGGAGGAGUAGGAAGACAGGGAUUAACUGGAGCUCUGUCCAUCACAGAACUCCACAUUUAGCUCUAAGCCUGGGAUCCAUGACCCUGCACUUUGAUGUUUUUGCACAGUCGCUCAGACUGCUUUUCCCACUGUUCAUUCUGCUGUAAAAACCAGCUCCUCACUGAAACCCCUAGUAAUCCCCAUUUACCUAAACCCCUUUUCCCACCUCCCACACAAUAUCAGCAUCUGGGAUAGUCAAUGGGAUUCCAAUUCUCCCACUGCAGUAUCUCAGGUGUAAGGAGCUGCAAUGUGUGUACAUCCUGAGGUGCCCAUUUGGCAUUGGGCACUGUUCCACCUGACUGAGCAAAUUACAACAUGGGAAACCAUAUAUUAAAACAUCAUAUUAUAGAAAAUCCUGCAAUAGAAAACCGUGCAGGAACUCCAGGAUACACAAAGCUCCGAUGAUGAGUCAUUCAGACUCCAAACAUUAGUUUGCUUUCUUUCCGUGGAUGCUGCCUUAACCCGCUAUGAUCAGCAGCAUGUUUUGCUUUCAAUACAGAUUCUAGCAUCUGCAGUAAUUUGCUCCUACAUGAAAGAACUGCUUAAAUGAGUGCUAUGGGCUCAUUUAAGCAAUGAUAGAUACAGCAUUUUACUUUGACUUUUUUGUGUGGAUUUAGUCAUUGAUUUCAUUCACUUUUAUCAAAGGAGUUAAAAUCAACCCGGCCCACAGCAUGCCUCAACAACUUAUAGCUUCAGUCAGUAGCAGCUUGUUUUAUGUUUGCAGUAAUAUUUGCUAUUAGCAGGACUCAGUAACAGGCCUUUUUCUAUCCGUGGCCCAAAUCUUUCCAAAUAUUUGGAAGUGGAGACCAUGCAAACAACAUACCGGCUGUGUUACAGGCUUUAAAACAAAUCCUACUCUCUAUUCUCACUACUUGUCUGCAGAUAGAUUUUUUUGGUUUCCCACCUUUCAAAACAGUGUAGGCACAUUCUCUGUCUCUCUCUCUCUCUCUCUCUCCUCUCCUCCCUCCCCACCCCCACACACACACACACACACACACACACAGAACUUGUGGAUUCUGACUUUGUCAGGACUGCUUUAAAGCUAAAUUAGAAGUAGGAUUUAUUUCACACAAUCCACAAACUGGAGCUGAUGAUACUUUGCACCACAGGCACAUUUCUACGUACUCAAAAGGAGAGAUGGAAUCAAAAAAGGACGAAGGAAUCUUUCAAUUCGCAAAGAUAAAACACAAGUCUGGAAUUCCUUUAAGAAUGUGGUUGAUCAGCUAGCUGGCAAAUCAGGAGCCAUUGCUCAAAAAUUUAUUCCAACCGCAAAAUUCAAAAACUAUUCCUGUUCAAGGAAUAUUGUUGAAAUUUAAUUUCUGCUUUACUGUUUUGAUGAAAGUGAGUUAACUACUUGCAGAGAGCAUGGUUUGAUUUGAUAUCAAGUAAAUGUUGUACAACACAGCAUAAACUCCUUAACUAUUUUAAGUGUGUAGUUAAAAGGGUUCAGUUCUAUAGGAGUCAUGUGACCAAUCCUCUGUUAGACGGAUUGGGGUGGGACCCGGGAGCUCCUACAUCAAGACAAAGAUUUACCUUGUGAAGAAGCAAAUAUCCGUGGUGCAUUCUGGGAUUAAGUGAAAGACAGUAACACAAAUUACAAAUUGGAGAAUCCUACAGUUUUGUGUAGGUUUUAUUUUGGAGACAAUAUGUCACCUUGGCACUUUCUUACAUGAAUUGCUUUUAUUCCAGUUCUAUCAGGAAGUACAAAACAUUAAUCUCCAGCUGUGGGGAAGCUGCUAGAAGAUCACUAAUAAAUUCAGUCACGAUUAUAGCAGCUAUCUAAUGAUUUUCAAAACUAUCACUAAUGCACAUCUAUUUAUAUAUAUAUAAAAUAUUGAUUUUAAAUCCAACCAUGACAGUUAGCUGCAGCCACAUGGAGACUGGAGUCUCCUUUAGCUGAAUCAUCAGUUUGAUGUGAGUCAAUGAGAAUGGAUUGAUGUGGUAGCAAGGUAACUGUUGGAAAGGUCAGGGAUUGAGUCUCAGUUAGUAUCUGGCAAGGUUCCAUCUUGAACACUCAAAGUCAGGCUGGUAAAUUUAAAACCCAAUUCAUUUAAACCUGGAAUUAAAACUAGUUGCAGUGAUGGUGCCCAUGAAACUAUCACUCAUUGUUGUACAAAUCCAUUUGGUUCACUGUUGGCCUUUAGGGAAGGAAAGCUGCUGUCCUUACCUGCUCUGGCUGACACAUCACUUCAGACCCAGAACAAUGUAGCUGACUAUUAAGAACUGUCUAAAAGAGCCUAGCAAGCUGUUUAAGGGCAUUUAGGGAGGGCAAUAAAUCAUAGGUGGAUUGGCUAUGCUAAAUUGCCUGUAGUGUUCAGUGUUGUGUAGAUUAGGUGGGUUAUAGGGGGAUUGGUCUGGGUAGGAUGCUCCAAGGGUUGGUGUGGACAUGUUGGGCCAAAGGGUCUGUUUCCACACCGUAGGGAUUCUAGUAAAAAAAGUAGUCCUGGCCCAGCCUGUCGUGCCUGAAUUACUCAAAAGACUAAAAAAUAACCUUAUCUACUUUCUGCCAUGUGUCUCAAACCCACCACUUUCUCUUCACAUUCCUGGUUUGCUUCAUUGUCAGUAGAUUCUGAAGUUUUUCUGGUACAAUUUUGCUGCCCUUCUCUAAUAGUUUGAUGUGCCUGGAAUGUGCAACACUGAGCAGACUAUUGCAGUUGGCCCGGCGGG
Molecule: messenger RNA, 3848 nt
Organism: Stegostoma tigrinum
Lineage: Eukaryota; Metazoa; Chordata; Chondrichthyes; Orectolobiformes; Stegostomatidae
Product: cytosolic 5'-nucleotidase 1A-like
Exons: 7
Coding region: 82-1152 (356 amino acids)
Biological process (GO): adenosine metabolic process; nucleotide metabolic process
Cellular component (GO): cytosol; cytoplasm
Molecular function (GO): nucleotide binding; magnesium ion binding; 5'-nucleotidase activity
Source: RefSeq, a predicted model, not a curated record